Molecule: messenger RNA, 1262 nt
Organism: Wasmannia auropunctata (little fire ant)
Lineage: Eukaryota; Metazoa; Arthropoda; Insecta; Hymenoptera; Formicidae
Product: major royal jelly protein 1-like
Exons: 6
Coding region: 78-1262 (394 amino acids)
Cellular component (GO): extracellular region
Source: RefSeq, a predicted model, not a curated record
UCACGUGUCUAUUAGCGCAGUUUAGUUCCGUUAUAUUAUUGCGCGUAUAUAUAAUUGACUAUACACUACACGAAAAAAUGAGACAUUUUCUACUUGUGAUGUUAACUCUGUUGAUGACAGCUACGAGUUUCGGCAAAUUGCUUCUAGAGUAUCAGUGGAAAUACCUUGAUCUUCUUUGGGACAGUCCGCAGCAGAAAAAAGACGCGAUAGCCAGCGGUAGAUACAAUGCUAGCGCAGCAUUUUUCUACGAUGUAGAUAAAGCACUUGAUGGUAGAGUAUUUAUUACUGCGGUGAGAGACAAGGGUAUACCAGUUAGUGUGCUGACGGUAACUGAGAAGCAGGGAGAGGGCGGCCCACUUCUGCGUCCAUAUCCAGACUGGUCUUGGUAUAAAGACGAUUGCAAGGGUAUUACAGGCGGUGUUUAUCAAUUAGAAAUUAAAUGCAAUCAUAUGUUCUUUGUGGAUGAUGGCAGAAUUGGAGACGACCAAGUAUGCUCACCGCAGCUAAUGAUCUUCGAUUUAUCAACUGAUAAAUUGGUUAAACGCAUUACCAUCCCGAUCGACAUCGCCCAUAAUAAAACUGGCACUGGAUUGUUAUCGUCCGUUGCUGUUUUUGCCCCGCAUUGCAGAAAUGUGAAGAAUAAUGCGAUUGUAUUUAUGGCAGAUGUGGAAGGUGCUGGUUUAAUAGUACAUAACGGACGCACAUCAAAGCUAUGCAGAGUCGAAUCGGAUUACAUGAAACCGACUGAACCUGAUUUCGUUUUAGCAAACAAGCGUUACAGUUUCGGCGACACUAUCUACGGCCUGACACUCAUUGGUAGAGACUUGUAUUAUGCUGCUUUGGCGGGAAGUAAAAUAUAUAAGACAGCAAUUUCGAACCUAAUAGAAUGUUCAAAAAAGGAUAUUAAUGAAGCUAACAGAGAAACUCAUUUGGCGGGUGCAUUAGGAGGUCAGACGGCAAUGAUAGCAUCUGACAGAUGUGUAUUGUUUUUCAGCGACAUUACAAAAACGUCUCUGAUGUGUGCGGACGGUACUAAGGAAAUUACCUCCAAAAACAAGGAACUCAUUGUGUCUGACCCAAAACAAUUGGAGUUUCCAAGCGGGUUGAAGAUUAGAAAUGGCGAAUUAUUGGUCAUGUCAAAUAGAUAUCAAUUACAUGUGAUCAAUGCAUUAGAUAUAAACGAGGUGAACUUCCGUGUUCUCUCAAUGCCCAUUACGGAAGUAGAAAGGGAUACAAAGUGUUAUUCUUCCUGCAAUUACUAA